Messenger RNA from Dermacentor silvarum, 1942 nucleotides. Its product is annotated as serine/threonine-protein kinase haspin-like. The transcript is spliced from 11 exons. Lineage: Eukaryota; Metazoa; Arthropoda; Arachnida; Ixodida; Ixodidae. Gene Ontology annotation, molecular function: histone H3T3 kinase activity. Bases 1 to 1752 code for a protein of 583 amino acids. Gene Ontology annotation, biological process: mitotic cell cycle; intracellular signal transduction. The record is from RefSeq and is a predicted model, not a curated record. Gene Ontology annotation, cellular component: cytoplasm; nucleus.
AUGGUCGAUGACGACGGACGUGAUGGUGAUGUGCUUGUCGGGGCGUGGAGACAACUGGCCGCUGCCCGAGUCAUCCAGCGUUGGAUACGCACCAGGUUUCAGCCGUGGCUGCAAAAAUGCCAGCCCCUGCGGAGGGGCGGUCCGUCCGAACCUGCAUGCGAACUCUUCUACGAGGAUCAUAUUGGGCCACCGACGAUUGAGAAAAACUUAGAUGUUGGCACAGACCGCCCAGGAGGCGACAGCAUCUGGUUUCGUCUGAAGACCCCUUACCCUUGGCCUUCAGCGGCGGAUAGUGCUGACUGGGAAUGGACCUCUAGUAACACUCUUCCGUCACAGUUGUCGGAGGAAGCAGAAACCGCUGACUUCAGCAGUUCCAUUGGCGAUCAGCUCUCUAUAGAGCGGCUGUCAACGCCGCUGCUUCAUGCACCCGCCAAGAAUGUUUUGGCCACUCCGUCUGAGAAGGCGUUCGGGGAGCUGCUGCACCGCCCAGGAGGCGACAGCACCUGGUUUCGUCUGAAGACCCCUUACCCUUGGCCUUCAGCGGCGGAAAGUGCUGACUGGGAAUGGACCUCUAGUAACACUCUUCCGUCACAGUUGUCGGAGGAAGCAGAAACCGCUGACUUCAGCAGUUCCAUUGGCGAUCAGCUCUCUAUAGAGCGGCUGUCAACGCCGCUGCUUCAUGCACCCGCCAAGAAUGUUUUGGCCACUCCGUCUGAGAAGGCGUUCGGGGAGCUGCUGCGUGAGUGCAAACACGCGACCCCAAUGACCUUCGACGCUGUGCUAGAGGACAUUGGAGCCGAAGGCUGUGUCAAACUGCACGAAGGCGGCGUCUACUCGGAGGUGUUCCGCACAUGCGGCAGCCGCGGCGCUGCUGUACUCAAGGUUCUGCACCCUGGAUAUUUGCGUGAACAUUUGCAGCAGUUGCUUACCGAAGUGCGCGUAGCAAGAAUAUUGCGGAAAAUGAGCAUGAACGUCGACAACAACACCGGGGGAUUUGCGGAGCUGCGAGCGGUGUACGCCGUAUGGGACAAGUAUCCAUAUAUGAUGCGGAACGCGUGCAUCAACUAUCACAGCCGCAAGAACUUCUCACUCUUCGGCGAUGAAGAACGGGAGACCAGCAAGCCUUACGUUGUCAUGUACAUGUCCUUCGCCGGGCGGCCACUGAGCAAGGUUCAGUUUGCGAGUACCCUCCAGAUCCGUUCGGUGGUGCAGCAGCUAGCCCUGACAAUUGCAAUAGGCGAGACAGCACUGGAGUUUGAGCACCGUGCCCUGACGCCUGCCCACGUAUUGGUCAAGGAGGCACACGACCAGGUAGCGGCCUUUUGGUUAGACGGGCGCCCACUGCUCGUUGACAUGUUCGGCGUCCAAGUAACGGUGGUGGACUUUUCUACAGCGCGCCUCAAGUCACCCAGUGAAGAUUCGCAGGCUCUGUUUGCAGACUUGACCAAGUUGUCAGAGGAGAAGUGGGUGUCCUUAGGAGACAGUUUUGCCACAGCCUACAGCAUGAUAAGGGAGGACCUGUCCCAGUUCUACCCGUGGACCAACAUGGUUUAUCUGGAGGCGCUCACCAGGAUGCUGGUCAAAACGCACGAAGGACGAUUCGCCAGUGCUGCUGACGAGGCCGAACGGCAGGCAUGGCGUGACGUGUGCUUCUGGUUGGGCGAGAUGCCCCACUACGGCACCACCCGGGACUUCGCGUGCGAGCUGAUCGUGCAAAGUGCACGGUCUACUACGUCGCUUUCUUCUCUGUGAUAUCACCUGUCAAGCGAAAUAAAGUGGUCGUGUCGCAGGGCACCGAACCACGUCAACUAGCUACAACCACACAGUCUUUUCACUAUUAAAAAUUAAUUACCAUACGAUGUCGCAGAUAAGAAUAUUCAUAACUUGCUCGUUACUAUAAUUAAGUAAUAUAAUGCCUCUGUAUACCUGCUACCUCUGGAUA